AUGAAGACCUCCGUCAUCCUCACCCUUGUUACGCUGCUUAGCGCCGCUGUUGCCCUUCCUGCAAUUACGACAAACACCGAAAGCGUCCAUGUCGUUCAGGGAGAGAACGAGAUCGGUACCCCUAAGAUGCAUCGGAGAUCAUCGACCAGCACGAACAAGGAUAUAAUUAACGCUAUAGCUGCUCAUUUCACCGCUUGUAUGGAAUCAGAGGAGAAUAUUAGAAAAUACCCGGUCUACGACGACCGAGCUUUUGGUUUCAACUACGUUUAUACGUGUUACGGCCACCACUCGUUUAGUUUGCUCAUUACUUUAACUCGGGCUUUGUUCCAAAUAAAAUCCCUCAAGCUCGCCGUAUCACUUUGA
Pyricularia oryzae 70-15 is the source of this 363-nucleotide messenger RNA. RefSeq lists its product as uncharacterized. The record is from RefSeq and is a predicted model, not a curated record. Bases 1 to 363 code for a protein of 120 amino acids. The transcript is spliced from 2 exons. NCBI's taxonomy places the organism in Eukaryota, Fungi, Ascomycota, Sordariomycetes, Magnaporthales, Pyriculariaceae.